This is a messenger RNA of Orcinus orca (killer whale), 2802 nucleotides long. RefSeq lists its product as uncharacterized. The record is from RefSeq and is a predicted model, not a curated record. Lineage: Eukaryota; Metazoa; Chordata; Mammalia; Artiodactyla; Delphinidae. The coding region runs from base 1304 to 2380 and encodes 358 amino acids. Gene Ontology annotation, biological process: virion assembly. The transcript is spliced from 2 exons.
AAAUGGCCCUAAUGCUGUUUUAUUUUCCUACAACUCUCCUUCCCGGCCUCUCGCUUGCGUCCUUCACCACUGCCGGCAGCAACGGUGGACGAAUUGCCACCUUCUGACUCUGUUAAGUGUUUACACCUCUCCUGUCAAACCGACCUCCCUGAUGAGCUUCCUUGAAUCACGGCUAUAGAGAAGGCUUCACACCUCUCUCUGGAUCAGCUUACUAGACCUCCUAAUCAUUUUUUCUGUCACUGACUGGAACGGAGAUCAACAGUGGGACUCAGGGAGGUCUUUUUCCCACUUUCAUUUCGGGGCCCUUUUUUCCUCUUCUGAGACUCGAAGGAGCUUUCUUCUGUGGAUAGGUCAGGCUGAUGGCCGCCCCAAACACCCAAUCUGUUAUAUUUGUGAGGACUUCCAGCAGUUCCAUACACCACUUUUUGGCCAGACUGCUCUAAUUUGGGAUCCCCUCAUUCUUUUCCUUGUUGUCUCAAACAUCUGUUUUACAUGGUCCCUAAGGAAAACCAACUCUUCCUCCCCUCAGCCACCCAGAACAGUUUCCAUCACUUACCAGACCUUGCCGAUCGCCAGCCUGUCAGGAAUCUCCAGGGACUUGCCUUUACGGUCCUGAUCACCUGCACAGGAGCCUUGGCCCACUGGCAGUGGGAAAGAAGGAAUAGCCACGCUAUUAUGAGAGCCAGAGAGUACAAACAAACGGCUCGUUAAGGAGAGGGAAUCUCUCUUGGUGACACAGCCUCAAUGCGGUGAGUUCCCUCUACCUAAAAACCAGUUGCUCAUCCAGGUGAAAGAAUCUCUGUAGGUGACAGAACCAUUGGCACACGGUCUGUUCCUCUCCCUGAAUGUUGCGUGUCCUCACUGCCAGUAACGGCAAGGAAAAUGGAGUGAGAUUCCCUAUGUUCAAGCCUAUUUCGCUCUUAGAGAUAAGGAAGAACUCUGCAAGACUUGUAAAAUUGACUCUGCUGUGCUAGUCCUGAUGAGACAGCCCCCAUCCUCUCCUCGAGAGGAUCCAUCUGAGCGGGGCCAUGCUAAAAGGGAACCUGAACCAGAUAAGAGCCAUAGGGAGAAAAUCUUUAAACCUGGGGAUAGCACUAAACCCACCCCAUUCUCCAUCUGUAUCCCCCUUUGCCACCGAUAGCCCCCUUAACGCCUUACCUGGGAGAUCUGACUCCCACAAGGCCUCCCCCUAGAAUUUGCCCUUUGGUGGAGACAACGGGUGAAUUUGGACCCCAACUCAUUCAGAAGACUUUUACUCUUCUAGAGUUAAAGCACAUCAGACAGAAACUAGGUAAAUUUUCUGAUGAUCCUGACCACUACGUUGACAACUUCGGCUUUUGACUUAGCCUGGAAGCAUGUCAUGAUAAUCUCAGAGCGAACUCUAUCAGAUACUGAGAAAGUAAAGGUCCUAAAGGAGGCCUGCAACUUUGUGGACAGCCUCCAUUUAUCCAGCUCAAAAUAUUCUGUGGGGGAUACCACCAUUCCCCAUAAGGACCCUUACUGGGAUUACAAUAAUCCCAAUGGACAAUGGGAAAAGGAACAUCUUAUAAUCUGUAUAAAAGCUGGACUCAAAACAAGAAGAAGGAAACCCAUUAAUUCCUCAAAGUUUUCUGCCAUCAGCCAGGAACCCAAUGAAAACCCUACAGCCUUCCUGGAAAGGCUCAAGGAGGCAAUAAUUAAAUAUAGCAACCUAGACCUGGACUCCCUUGAAGGAAAAACCAUUUUAAAGGAUAGGUUCCUUACCCAGUCUGCACCAGACAUCAGGAGGAAGCUCCGAAAGCUUACGCAGGAGCUCAGUGUUAAUCUAGAUGAAUUUCUAGCUACAGCCACCACUACCUUUUAUAACUGGGACCAGGAGAAGGAGGUCAAGGCUUGGGAGACGGAAAAGAGAAAAAAAAUAGGCAGGCCCAAUUAUUGGCAGCCCUGCAGGGGCAAACCUCAUCCGGAGAAGCCCGGACCCGUCCCAACGGAAGCCAAGACCGGUGCCGAGUCUGCAAAAAGCCUGGCCACUGGGCGAGGGAAUGCCCCAACAAGGACACGCCUCCUAAGAUACCCUGUCCAAAAUGCCAAAGAAGUGGCCAUUGGGGAGCCAACAGCCCUUGGGCUGAAAGGCCGAGGGGCCAGGGGCAGCCCCUUGGUUGGCCCUAGAUUGACAGGGGCCUUCCACUCCAGAUGGACCCCCUGUUUAAUGUCAGUAUUACUGGACUGGAGCCAAGGGCAAACGUGGAUGUGGCAGGCUCAGCGGCCAUGGCUCACGGGCCCAGCCACUCCGCGGCAUGUGGGAUCUUCCCGGACCGAGGCACGAACCCACGUCCGUUGCAUUGGCAGACCGAUUCUCAACCACUGCGCCACCAGGGAAGCCCGUGAUGAUCAUCUUUAAUCUAUUUCCUAGAGCUAAUCAUGGUUCAAGAAUCUUGGAAGGCUACAGCAGCAGCCAUUGAGCAACAGUGCAGGAAACACAACAACCUUAGGGUAUUUCGAGAAGAGAGGCAUUUAAUAUAGGGAGUUAGUUAACCAUUAACAUUUUGGUGUAUUUCCAUUAACAUUUUGGUGUAUCUCCUUAAGGUCUUCUGUGUUUGUAACAAUAGUGAAAUAAUGCAGUACAUAAUUUUAUGUCUUGUUUUAUUAUUCGCUUAACAUUAUAUCAUGAGCAAAUUUCCUGUGUAAAACUUAAAAAUAUUACUUUUAGUAGUUGCUUGAUGUUCCGUUCUAUAGAUCUAUUAAAUUAAUUUUUCCUAAACAUUUAGAUUGUUCGUUUUUCCCUUCUCUUUUUUUUUUUUGCUUUUAAUACUAAAAUAACAU